GAGAUGACUCGCAUGUGUUUAUUGUGCCAGAAAUCGGUUAAAAACCUAUCGUCUCAUUUGAGUCGGGUCCACAAAAUAAAUGGUCCAGAACGCACAUACUGGUUUCAGCAAGGAAAGAGGAUCAAAAAUGACCUGGGUCAUCUUUUCAAACCCACCACCUCACGGACGCGGAAAAUGGUCCAACAGAUAUUUGUAGUAAAUUCCAGUUGCUGCAUCCAUUUACUUGUAUGGUAGGAGGAAUUACAGAUGCGGAAAAACAUCUUGGGUACAGCAGUUAUUGGAGCAUGCGCAAAUGAUCAUCAACCCUCCACCUCAGCGUAUUGUAUACUGUUAUUUUCAAUGGCAACCAGCCUAUCUAGAAAUGUUAAGAACCGUGCCUGGCAUUGAAUUUAUUAGAGGUAUUCCGCAGGAACUGGAUCAAGAUUAUUUUUUAAUGUAAAUGUACGAAAUCUUAUAGUGAUCGAUGACCAGAUGACCGAAACUGGGAAUGAUAAGCGAGUUUUAAACUUGUUUACUAAAGGAUCGCAUCAUCGCAACCUGAGUGUCAUCUACAUGGUACAGAAUAUCUUUCAUCAAGGAAAAGUUAAUCGAGGCAUUAGUUUGAAUUGUCAUGAUUUGGUUAUAUUCAAGAAUCCAAGAGAUAAACUUCAAAUUCUCAAUCUAUCCAAGCAAAUGUAUCGUCCUGGAAAAACUGAAUAUUUUCUGCAAAAAUAUGAACAAGCCGUGAGUAGACCUUAUGGAUAUCUCUUCAUUGACUUGAAGACAACCACCCCAUACGACUGCAGACGGAGAACCAAUGUCUUCCCUGGAGAGAAGAAAGAGCAAGAGAAAAAUGUACCUGAGGAAUUGCUUCAUUACCUCGGUAGGCAAUAUCUUGUACUACCCCCAGAGAUUUUGAGAAUGCAAAACUUGAAAGAUCAAAUGAAUACCCUUCUAAAGGAUCCUAAUAUGGACAACAGUCAAAAAGCAAGGCAAAACGUUCAUCUCCAGAACAAUUAUCUGCGCUACAAGGACAAAAUAAAUGGCCCAGCACAGUGUGAUCAGGUAAUUCAACACCCCUUAGUAGCUUCGCUGCGAAAAUUCAGUCAUCAUCAGACCAAUUAUCUAUCGAGCCCGCAAGGAGUUCACCGCUACCUGCUGAACGUAACCUUCUAACUUUCUUCCUCCACACGCAUUAUCACCUAUCACUGCCUCUCCUGUGUUACUCUCCACUGAACCACAAAUGCCAGAGACUCCUACAUCAUCUCUCAUGGCACCUUCUCCUUUGAUACAACCACCUUCUUCGCUAUUAACCCCACCUGAUUCACUUCCCAAACGUCGUAAACAACCACGUCUUGAAUUACUAAACUAUUUAGAAGGUGACCCCAACAAAAAGCCUUGAAAAAGUGCGCGUCGAUCAAUACGAUUAAAGAUGAACCAUUCCCCUUAUAACUACUAGUAUGACAACUAGUUCAUAACCUUAGUCCAAUAAAAAAGGUUGAUAAUAUUUGAAAUAUUGUUAUUACUGUAGUAAAUGAUAAAUAAAUAUUUUAC
Molecule: messenger RNA, 1533 nt
Organism: Actinia tenebrosa (Australian red waratah sea anemone)
Lineage: Eukaryota; Metazoa; Cnidaria; Anthozoa; Actiniaria; Actiniidae
Source: RefSeq, a predicted model, not a curated record